Molecule: messenger RNA, 3288 nt
Organism: Stomoxys calcitrans (stable fly)
Lineage: Eukaryota; Metazoa; Arthropoda; Insecta; Diptera; Muscidae
Gene: Nha2
Product: sodium/hydrogen exchanger 9B2
Exons: 11
Coding region: 753-3128 (791 amino acids)
Biological process (GO): proton transmembrane transport
Cellular component (GO): membrane
Molecular function (GO): antiporter activity
Source: RefSeq, a predicted model, not a curated record
GAAUACUGCCAGCAGCAUACACAGCUAUUGCAGCGCGCAAAAUAAUUUAGAUUUUAUGCCUGGAAUAUUUUUGUUUUCAUUCCUCUACCAAUUAGUUUUCAAUUAAAGACAACGGAAGGGGCCACGCGUUUAGAUGUUAUAAAAUACGGCAUACUUGAAACAAUAUACAAAUCGUUUUAUUAACCAGUUAUAAAAGAAACUAAAUCGGUAGAAAAUAUUUGCCCAAAACGUGCUAAUCUCGAGAGUGUCAUAAAUAAACGUAGCACAAAAGUUUAUUUGUAGCGUUAAGCGGUAGUAAGAGAAGAACGUGUUUCUUUUUUUGGUGUUUUAGUGUAUGAAAAUAUUUGUCACUUGGUUUUAAAAGUGGUUUUGUCUGUCUGGCGAAACGAAAAACAGCUGUUCAGUGAGAAAUAAACAAAGGAGAAGCAAAAGCAGUGUGUCCAAAAGAGUAAAAGAAGAAAACAAAAAGAAAAAACAAGUUCAAGUGAUUUUACGUCAUCAUUGUAUCGUCAUCCACACAACCAUUCAUUGCCUGUUGCCGUUGUUUUAUUUUCGAGAGUAUCUGUGCGCGUUUUGUUUUGAAUGUCAAAUCGAAUCACCAAUCAGUCGCCUCGCCUCGCGUCGCGUAGUGUUUUUGUUGUUCUUUUAACUUUGUUUUGGUCUCGUCUGCUGCUUUGGCAGCUCUGCGGUUGUUUAUAGAACAUUUCGUGAGAUAGACAGACAGCGCCGUAGCGUUAUUGUUUGCCGACACCAUGAAUAAUCGAUGUAGAGCAGCAUCUACCCUGCAAUCAGGCCCGACAACGUCAUUAGAUGCCGAUGCUAGAAAAGAGUUUAAUUGGCAAAAAGCCUACAACCAGGAACUGCAUAGUGGACCAACAACAGAAUUAAAGUACGCCGAUGAAGGCGAGGAUGAUGAUGAUGGUGACAACAACGACGACGACAAUAACAUCCUCUCAGCAACUCAACAAGCAAAUCAAAUCUCACUUGAACAAAUUAAGAAUGCACAGCAAGGACUUACACAAAGGCUGGGAGAGAAUGUAGGAGCAGCUGAAGCAGCAACAGCAAAAAUAGGCGUCAACAAGGCCAUGCCGCUACAAAACCGAAUCGGCGAAGCCAUGGUUGAGGGUGAUGAACAAUGGGAGGCAAAUGAACAGGAGCACUUGCUUGGCGGUCAAGUGCAACACCAGUGGCUACAGCAAAAACAACCAUGGCCACAACAGCACCAAUAUCGUCGGCAACAACAACAGCAACCGCAAAAGGUGCCAACAGCAAACAGUGCCAUAAUUGCAACAGAAACAGCAGCACGUGUUAAUUUCAAUGAUGGUGAAAUUAAACAUUCCCAAGAAGCUGUUAUCUCAAGCAGGCAUCCUGAAAAUCCUGUAGACAAGUGGACAUCUAAUGCUGCUACUGCCACUGCCACUGGUAGUGUCGAGGACAUAGAUCUGAAAAUACAUUCUAAUUUGGAAUUGCAAAAAAUUCCCCAGGACAUGAUGCAGUCUCACAACAGUAAGGAACAAAACGGUUCUACUAUAAUUCAAACGCCAACAUCAUUAACAACGCCACCAACAGGCGGUCAUAAUGGUGGUAGUGGUGGUACCAGUGAUGCCGAAUACAAAGGUCCUAAAGUAUGGCAGUACUUAGUAAGAAAUUAUCCGGUUUCAUCGCAGCCCCUGGCCAUUUUGCUCAUAUUUAUUGGCCUAUGGACUUUGGGUUACUUUCUAAUGCCCCAAUAUGCUGGACCCAAUACGGUGAUAAUGCGCAUUGUGUUGCUCUUUGUUGGUGCCCAGACAGCGGGCAUUUUGGUGACAUUCAUAAAUUUACCCGAUAUGUUGGGCAUGCUGUUUUUCGGUGUGCUCUAUGCCAAUGUGGGUUUGGCUGACUUUACGGGAUAUGCCAAAUUUGAGGGAUUUCUAAGGGAGAUGGCUUUGAUAAAUAUUAUGUUGCUGGCUGGUUUGGGCCUGGAUGCCAAUGCCUUUAAGAAAUUAUGGUUUAUGAUAACACGUUUGACUUUGGUGCCCACCAUAGCAGAGGUCAGUGUCAUAGCGGCAUUGGCUUAUCUUUUACUGAAUAUGUCCUGGCUGUGGGGUAUUCUUUUGGGUCUGGUCAUUACUGCCGUCUCUCCCAAUGUUGUGGUUACCGUUAUGCUGAAGCUAAAGGAGGAUCGUUUAGGUCUCAACAAUGGCAUUCACACUCUAAUCUAUGCCAUGACAACGUGCAAUGAUGUGGUGGCCAUAUUCCUCUUUGGGGUCAUUAACGGUGUAAUAUUCUCAACAGGAGGAUCAUUAACCGAACAAAUUUUACAAGGACCCAUUGGUAUUGGAAUUGGCAUAGUUUAUGGUUAUUUAUAUGGUCUAAUGUUACAAUUUGUGCCGUCGCGUAAUUCGACCUAUGUAAAUGGAUUACGUUUUGUUUUGACCCUCUUGGGUGGAACCAUAUCAGUGAUAGGUAGUAAAGUAAUCAAAUAUCCAUCAGCUGGCGCCUUGGGCUGUGUAACGGUGGCCUUUAUCGCAAGUAUGGGAUGGAAGCGUCAAUUGGAGAAAAUGACGCCACAACAGCGGCUGGCAAAUGAAAAUGCAAGUGUAUCCAAACGUCUUGAUUUGCUGUGGAAAUUUUUAAAGCCAGUUUCGUUUUCGCUUAUUGGCAAAGAAAUUAAUUUUGCGGUUUUGGAGGGUAGAGUCGUUGGUUACGGUGCCCUGGUGGUGUUACUCGGAAGUCUGUUUCGUUUAGUAUUCGCCUAUGUAUCCACAUAUGGCGGAAAUCUGUCGAGGAAAGAACGUGCCUACAUUACAAUUUCCGGUUUCCCCAAAGCAACUGUCCAAGCUGCCCUAGGACCGAUUGCCUUGGAUAUGGCACGUGAGCUAAAUGCGGAGGCGGAUGUGGUUUCCUUGGCCAGGAACGUUUUAAUCAUAUCCGUUUUGGCCAUUAUAUUCACAGCACCGUUGGGCGCAAUUUUGAUGUUACGUUUAGCUCCAAAAUGGCUAAAACAUAGUCCGGCCACGGAAGGAGCGUCCCCCCCACCAAACGAUGCAGAGGACGAUGUUUGUUCUUACCACAAUGACAAUGGCAGCAACUACAACAUCAACAGCACCAAUAAUAAUAAUGCUGCUCAGCGGGUAAUGCCAAUCUAAACCGCAAUCAAUGUCAGUUUAAUAGCAAAUCAUAAAGUUGUUACAAAGUGAAGGAAAACAAGUAGAAAAAAAGUAAGGAAAAAAGAAAAACAAAAACAAAAACAACAGCAUCUUUGGGGAGUGGAAUAGAGCUGAACUGAACCGCCAGUGUACAACUUCG